Linum trigynum is the source of this 2996-nucleotide messenger RNA. NCBI's taxonomy places the organism in Eukaryota, Viridiplantae, Streptophyta, Magnoliopsida, Malpighiales, Linaceae. The record is from the annotation of a GenBank genome assembly.
CUCUCCUACCCCAUGUAAAAAAAAAAAAGAUAAGAAAUUUGAUACUUCUUAUAUUAAUUUAAGACUUCAAAUGACUCAACCAACAAAUCUGAUUUACCUAGACUAUACCUAAAACACGAAUCAGAAUGCAAACACAAUUCAGUCAAGAAAAUAAUCCGGUCAUUCAUGAUCAAUACGAUAGAAUCUAAACCACCCCCGAGACAUAAACUAUCUUCCAUUUCCAUACCUAACUAAUUGAGAAGAACUAGGGGCAAAAGUUACGUUCUUUGAUGAAGCAUUACUCAAGAGUCAAGAUGCUGUUGGAUGGAGUGGUCAGGACUCAGUCAGGAGGACGGAUCAUAAUAACAUUCUCUAAGUUAAUACAUUUGUAAAAUCUAUAACGAAUUUGAAAAGAAAAAAAAAAUUUAGAGCAGUUUGUAAGACAUUGUUCGACGGACAGACGAACAAUUUAGCUUGUUGUUUCUUCAUCAAGUUUACAAGUACUAGUUGGAGGAAAGGUAGCUAGGUAGCGAGAGUAGCUAGCUAGCCUGUGCCUAGUGGGAUUUCCCUACUUCUGUACUUCCCCCCAAUCCCCUGAAUAUAAUAGCGCUUUCAGUACCUUCAAAAAAAGCUAACUUAUUAUCAUACGACCUUAAUACCCAAUGAUUGAGUCCACGACCUCACCAGAUGGCCAUAUAAAGUUGCAAAUGGCAACAGCAACCUGUGUAUGUAGCAGCGGGAUCUUCCAUCCUACGAAAAGAAAUGAAAGAAGCCAAACCAGAAGAAGAAGAAGAAGAAGAUCCAAACCAACCAGUAAAACGACUAUACUAUACAUGAGAAAGAAGAAGGCCUAGGGGUCACUAAUUAUUAACUUAUUAUUAUUAUAUCUCGUCACUGUAUCAGAAGAACUCUCUGUCUCCAUCCCUGUCUAUCUAUCUCUCUCCAGUCUCCAAACUCUGCCAUGUGCGGCUCACGCUCCAUGCUCCCUCCCUUCGUCUUCUUCCCCAUUAUUGCGUACAGUAACAUGCAGCUGAAGCCAGCCACGCCAUCAGCAGCGAAGCGACGACCGCAUAUUCGAUUCCGUCGACGGAAAAGGAUCAACUGAGCCUGAACCGUGAUCAAACCUGGGCCGUAACUAGUUUAGCCUAAUCGCUUUAAUGGAGAUAGGCCUUUUUAGUUUAAUGGCGCCCAAUCCAUCCGGCCCAAUUUCUAGGGCCCAACUGUUGUAGCUGCUUCCUUCCUUCCUUGCUGUUUGGCGCGUCAUGACUCAUAAGUGACGUGUGUCCUGAGCUGGCUCCAUGUUUCAGAAAACUUUUAAGAAAAUCUUUGCUUUGGCCAUGCAACGUCAUACGAUACGUUGCGCCAGCAUCUGCACAAUCCAGAAAAUAGAAAAAGAACGCAGCAGCCGGCAGCAACUAACGCCAGCUGCUUCAUUCUUCCAGAAAGCUAUAAAUAAGCUUGUAGCACGGGACCCAGAAAAAUUUAUCCCAAACCCAAACAACCAAACCAACCCAACUAGAUUCAUCAACGAAUUUCUCCCUUUUCUUCUUCGUUUCUUUUCCCGGAUUCCUUUGUUUCUCUUGCGCCUUCUUCCCCAAGCUAACUCCCUCUACUUCUUAAACCCCUCAAAAAAUUUUGUUAAUCGUCAUUUCACAUUCCCCAUCGUCCACCGGGAAAUCAUGGAAGAGCAGAAGGGAUCGUCAUCGUCGUCGGGAACGGGACGCCGCCUGGUGGUCGUCGGAGGCGGCGUUGCCGGUUCAAUGCUCGCCAAAUCUGCCCAAUUCACUGCCGACGUCACCCUCAUUGACCCGAAGGACUAUUUCGAGAUCACAUGGGCAAACUUGAGGAGCAUGGUCGAGCCUUCGUUUGCAGAGAGAGCAGUGAUCAAGCACCGAGAUUACUUCACGAAUGGGCGCGUCAUAACGUCCAAUGCUGUCAAUAUCACUGAGAAAGAAGUCAUAACUGAAGAGGGCGAGGCAGUUGGGUAUGACUAUCUUGUUAUUGCAACUGGCCACAAGGAUCCUGUCCCUAAGACUAGGAAGGAAAGACUUGCUCAAUACCAUUCAGAAAGUGAGAAGAUCAAGUCUGCUAGUUCCAUUUUGAUAGUGGGAGGGGGUCCUACCGGUGUUGAACUUGCUGGAGAAAUCGCUGUUGAUUACCCCGAGAAGCAGGUUACACUUGUUCAUAAUGGUUCAAGGCUGCUGGAGUUUAUUGGGCCAAAGGCUGGAGCUAAGGCGUUGAAAUGGCUGAAAUCGAGGAAGGUUGAAGUGAAGCUGGAGCAGCGAGUCGAUCUGGACAAUAUUGUCUCAGAUGGCAACGGCAGCAAAACAUAUCAUACCUCAUCCGGUGAAACUAUCCAGGCAGAUUGCCAUUUCUUGUGCACUGGGAAACCACUGGCCUCGUCGUGGCUUAAGGAUACCAUGUUGAAGAGUCACUUGGAUGGUAAGGGGAGGCUGAUGGUUGAUGAGCAUUUGAAGGUCAAGGGCACAAACAAUGUGUUUGCUAUCGGAGAUAUCACCGACAUCCCUGAGCUCAAGCAAGGGUACUUGGCGCAAAACCAUGCCUCAGUAGUUGCGAAAAACCUCAAGGUAACUUUGAACGGAGGAAGGCCGUGCAGAAUGAGCACUUACAAGCCAGGAUCAGACUUGGCAAUCGUCUCACUGGGAAGAAGAGAAGCUGUGGCACAGUUCCCAUUUACAACAGUUAGUGGCGUUCUUCCAGGCUUGAUCAAAUCCAAAGACUUGUUUGUGGGGAAAACCAGAAAGGCGAUGGGGCUAGACCCCUAAUGUUGCAGACCACUGAAGCAUUGAUUUGUUGGUAAAAACUUGGUGUGACCGUGUUGUAUUUGUUUGUAUGUCUUCCAUACUGUUUUACUUUCCCUGUAUUAAGGUUCAGCUGUGAGGGUUACGUCAUGUAAUGUUAUGAGCUUAUAGGUUCGAGCUUGGCCAAGUUGUUGUAUGAUAUGUUUUCUUUGUAGGGUUGAAUCCCGGGCAAUGCAAUAAACUUUUUGCGCUGGU